Molecule: messenger RNA, 789 nt
Organism: Rhodotorula toruloides NP11
Lineage: Eukaryota; Fungi; Basidiomycota; Microbotryomycetes; Sporidiobolales; Sporidiobolaceae
Exons: 6
Coding region: 1-789 (262 amino acids)
Biological process (GO): peroxisome fission
Cellular component (GO): peroxisomal membrane
Source: RefSeq, a predicted model, not a curated record
AUGUCGAAGCUCUCGCUCAGCCCGUUCGACCUCCCUUCCCCUGCUCUCGCCCACUUCAACCGCGUCGCAGGGAGUCAGAGUGGGCAGGAUAAACUCUUCAUGGUGUACCAGUACGCCGCUUACGUCGUAGUUGCUGCGCUCAACUCGAAGCGGUUCGGCAACAAGGCGCGGAGGGACUUGGCCGUGCGGAUCGACAAGCUGCGGGCGACCAUCUCGGAUGCACGAACGCUCUACCGCCUCUUCGGCAUCUUCCCCAUCAUCUCGUGGGCCCAAUCGCUCAACGACCCGGCGAGCCAGCCCAAGGACAAGCAGAUCCUCCGGCUGCAGAAGCUCCAGGCCUGGUCGAUGCUCCUGUACUACCCGCUCGAGCACCUCUACUACCUCGCCGGCAAGGGCGUCUUCAAGAUCAGCCCCAAGCGCAUCGGCGAGAUUGCCGUCUGGUCGUGCCGCUUCUGGGCAGCCUACGUCGUCCUGCAAAUCUUCACGAUUCGGCGCUCGUUUCAGCUCGUGCGCGAAGAACGCGCCUCGGUCCUGCGCGCGAACCGCGAGCGCAUCCGAAAGGGCGACACGGCGCCCGAGUCGGUCAAGCACGAGAAGGACCAGCUGCGGCUGCUGGCGAACAAGGAGAGGGACCUGAAGCUGGAUUGCUGGGUUCAGGCCGGAUACUUGCCGCUCACGGCGCACUGGUCCCUGCCCGGCGGCAUCCUCCCCAACAACACCUGGGUCGGAAUCUGCGGAACUGUGGCGGCUGUCGCUGGGCUCAAGGGCGUCUGGAGGCGCACGGCGUAG